CCUCGCAGCAAGUGUUCAACAUCACUAGUUCUACUUGCAAACCUUCAUCGCGGAUGAGCUAUUCCUGUUCAUGACACAUUCUUUACCGGCCAAACGUUGAAGUAAGGAGUCGUGUCCACCUUGCGGUUUUCACGCAGGAUUCCAAGCCUUUGUUCCUCUUAAUUGGAACAAGUCGUAUCGCUGACAUUUGUAAUAAUUCAAUUUUGCAUCGUACUCUGUGACUUAGGCGGAUUAUCAGCAAAAUGCGUAUAACAUUUGGAAGAGAAAGCGUUUCCGAACGAUCGAUUUCUGGCUAAUGGCGUGUAGAAAAGAAAAAAAAACACUGGAAGAAACGGAAGAGAUUCUUGGACAAAUACCCAGCAGUGGUGAUAUAUUUCGGUGUAUCGGGUGGUAGAUUAUCGAACAGCUGGAAGCCUCUCCGAACAACAAACGCAUUCGGAAAGGGCAAAGUCGUAUAUAUAAAGAGGCAAAGUUGCCUACAAAAUGGAACACUUGAUUGUUAACCAUUGAGACAACAUCAAGGAAUCUAGAAAAUGUUUCCUUCUUUGCUUUUUUUGUCUAGUUGUCUUGUUCUUGCCUUUUUGUCCGGCAAGAGCAGAAGCGACAAUUCGAUCGCAUUCGGUGCGAAAUAUUACCAACCCAAUCCGUUAGCAUACCUACAUCCGGAAGUACCUAAUUCUCCCUGGUAUUCGCAGAUGCGAUAUCUUUCGAGUGAUUUCCAGUCGACAAGGAAUCACAAACAAGUCAAGCCAUAUACGGCAGCUCUCGUGAUCAACUACCCAAUGUAUUAUCCGCCCCGACCUACCAAUUGGCUUCCACCGAUUCAAUCGCAACCGUAUGACCAAACAUACUACAGAGAACAGCAAUUAAAGGACCAAUUGUUGUACGACGAACAAGUCGCCGAAGGACUAGUUUUACUCAGCGGACCUCCAGUCCACCCAACAGAAGCUGCUGAUUAUGGCUCAUAUCAUCUACAGCCUACGUAUUUCCAAACAUCCGAGUCUGACACAGAGGCCCAGCAGCAAGCUCAUGGACGCUUUAGAGGUGGAUUCGCUCAAAAUGGGGGACUAUCAACGCGUAUAAGAGGACCUCCUGGACUAUUUGAUGAAGAAGAUGAAGAAGCACCUGAAUUUCGGCGAAACAAAGGACAAGAUCCAAAGAUCUUCGGUUGGAAAUUGAAUUUUCUACAAAACUUGCUCAAAGGACCGCCCGGACCAACGGGUCCUACUGGACCAACGGGACCGACAGGACUAGUUGGGCCAGUAGGGCCAGACGGACCAGUAGGACCAGUAGGUCCAGACGGACCAGUAGGUCCAGACGGACCAGUAGGACCAGACGGACCAGUAGGGCCAGACGGACCUGCAGGACCAGUAGGGCCAGACGGACCAGCAGGGCCAGUUGGGCCAGUUGGGCCAGACGGACCAACAGGAUAAAAAUUUAUUCAAACAGCACCGUUUAUGUUUAACUAUAUGUAACCAAAAACAAGCAUCCUUCUUUCUUGGUAUAGGUGUUAGGUGUCAGCUUUUUAACAAUUUUUUCAUUAUUUGGGCAAUAGAUGUAACAAUACUAACGCUAUAAUGGGAUUACGGCUUUGGCGUAGUUAAGUUGACUCAUUGUUUAUGUUAUAUUCAUGCAUAUCAAAUCCGGAUUUGCCACGUCUACUUCAUAGUUGUCGAACUAAACCUGUAUGGAAUAAAUGGCAGCAAAUCUAAUAUUAUA
Molecule: messenger RNA, 1719 nt
Organism: Daphnia magna
Lineage: Eukaryota; Metazoa; Arthropoda; Branchiopoda; Diplostraca; Daphniidae
Product: collagen alpha-1(II) chain
Exons: 7
Coding region: 534-1433 (299 amino acids)
Source: RefSeq, a predicted model, not a curated record